AUGUGUUUCAACACAUAUAUUCAACAUAUCAAAACUGAAAAGUACCGUCAGUUCGGUUUCUCCCUCCAACUUCAUAAUCCAAUCCACUGGUUUCAGUUUGCCGAUGAUGCUGCGGUUAUUACUGGUCAAGAGUCGGAAAAUCAACAUCUCCUUAAUCGAUUCUCUAUCUGGUGUCAAUGGUCCAACAUGGUUGUUAGAGUUGAUAAAUGUAGCACAUUUGGCAUCAAAAAAGUUUUAUCAAAAUCUGCCCAGUACCUGCCGAAGCUUUUGAUCAAUAAGGAUCUCAUACCAACGAUUAAGACUGGGGAAUCAUUUGAGUAUUUGGGACGACAUUUCGACUUUAACAUGACUAAUGAAAAACAUAAAUCUGAAGUGAUUUCCCUCAUUGAUGAACUAAUGUCCGAAAUAGAUCUUAAACCUCUUCACCCAAAAAACAAAAUUUUACUUUACAGUCGUUAUGUUUUGUCAAAGCUAUCCUGGCAUUUUACUGUUGCUACGAUAUCUAAAACUUGGGUAGUCGAAAAUAUCGAUUCUUCGGUGAACAAGUACAUCCGAAAAUGGCUGGAAGUACCUAUAUCUGGAACACUAAGUAACGUUUUUCUAUAACCCGUAAUAAGUUUGGUCUAAAUAUCCUCCCUGCAUCAGUCAAAUUCAUUCAGUGUCAAACAGUUCUACGCAAUGCCCUGAAAACAUCUCCAAACGAUUCAAUAAACGAACUGUGGAAGUCAACUAAUAAUCAUACUAACAUUCAAUACGAUAGCUACAACUCAACUAGAGAAGUUUUAAAAACUUUCCAUUCUCAACAAGAAAAUAAACUUAGGAACCGUUUGAAAUGUCAAGGUUCCUUUUUCGAAAAUGUUUCUAAAUUCUCGCUAUCACAACUUAACGCAAUCUGGUCGGUAUCGCAAUCAAAGCUACCAAAGAACAUUUUCAACUUUACAAUUCGCUAUAUAAAUAAUACCCUUCCUACACGAAAGAACCUCAGUAGAUGGGGAAUUUCAUCAAGUUCUGACUGCUCGUUCUGCUUACACCCUGAAUCACUUCUACACGUUGUUGCCGGUUGUCAACAUUACCUGGAACGAUUUACUUGGAGACACGAUUGCAUACUAAACUUUCUUGCUAAAACUUUUCAAAGUUUAAACGAAUGCAAAUUACAUGUUGAUCUUCCUGGAUUUCAAAGCCCCUCGAUUAUUACGGGAGAUGAAUAUCGUCCUGAUUUACUUGUCUCCACUUCAGACAAACAUCUCUACGUCGUUGAACUUACCGUAGGCUUUGAAUCAAACCUCACAAACAAUGUUAACCGCAAGAAAGCUAAAUAUAAAAACCUAAUUAGAGAACUGGAUCAAAACUUUACAUGUGUCAAAUUUAUAAAUCUUUCUGUCAGUUCGCUAGGAGUGUUUGACAAAGAAUGUCAUACAUUCGUAAAAAUGCUAAAUGAGUUAGGACUGGAUAAUCAACACCAACAAUAUUGUAUCAGAAAAAUUAUAUCUAUUGCCAUCCGAUCAACGUACUACAUAUUUUGCUGUAGAAAUAAAGAAUGGACAAAUCCCGAACUAAUGAACAUUUAA
This is a messenger RNA of Paramuricea clavata, 1568 nucleotides long. NCBI's taxonomy places the organism in Eukaryota, Metazoa, Cnidaria, Anthozoa, Malacalcyonacea, Plexauridae. The record is from the annotation of a GenBank genome assembly.